This is a messenger RNA of Trachymyrmex cornetzi, 932 nucleotides long. RefSeq lists its product as uncharacterized. Gene Ontology annotation, molecular function: UDP-glycosyltransferase activity. The transcript has 3 exons. The annotation marks the transcript as partial. NCBI's taxonomy places the organism in Eukaryota, Metazoa, Arthropoda, Insecta, Hymenoptera, Formicidae. The record is from RefSeq and is a predicted model, not a curated record.
AUUUAAUUGAGAAACUACGCAGGAGGCUUUAUGCAAUGAUGUUAAGUUGUUUCACUUCGUUAUUUUAUCUUGUUUGUUAUAUUUUAAUUAGUCUCGUGACACACACAACGUCAAAAGCAUUGUCGAUUUUAUUAUUGGAGCCUAUUCCAUCGACCAGCCACCACGUUUGGGCAGAGAAUUUGAUUAAAGGACUACUUCGCGAAGGCCAUCAUGUACAUGUAAUGAGCAUACACGAAACUAAGGUUGAGGAUAAACUCGCACAGAACUUGACGUACGCCGUAUUCGAUGAUGUGAUGAAAACUUAUGAAGAAUCCGAGGAUUAUAACCCGUCUGAAUGGGAACAGUACAGUGUAUUUUAUACGGGAUAUUUUACAUAUCAAUGGGGAAUCAAUGCAUGUGAGGCAAUGACGGAGACUAAAGCAGCGAAAGAGCUUUUGGAAAUGAUUAAGAAUGUCGAGUUUGACGUUAUAGUGCAGGAUAUUACACUAACUCAAUGUUUCUACGGAUUGUGGGAGGUUGCUAAAGGUAAGCCACCUAUAGUAGGUUACAUUCCGUUUGGUCCUGCACCUUGGCUCAAGGAUUUUAUCGGUGGUCCAAGUUAUCCAACUGUUCGACCUUACACGCAUGCAGCCAUUGCGAAACCCGUAGGUUUGUGGCAGAAGACAUGGAAUGUUCUCUAUUACAUUAUGGAUGAUCUCAUACGACAAUACUAUUUUUUACCUAUUGUUCAACGGCUUGCUGAGAAAUACGUAGGCCGCACAAUUAGACCAUUACAUGAAAUAGAAAAAGACAAUAUUAAUAUUGUACUAAUCAAUAGUCAUCCUGCAUUUGAUUCUGGGAUUCCAUUGCCGCCGAAUACCUUGGAGAUUGCAGGAUUAAAUGCUCAGCCCGUAAAAUCGAUUGUCGACGAGGUAGUCGUAACGUAUCCAGAG